AUGAACAUUACAUUUGAUCAAAUACAAAAGAUUGAAUUGACAACAUUACCUAAAUUAUUCAUAUUAUAUUGGGAUAUGGAAUCUUGCUCAAUGCGAGAUCCAGGAUUUUUAUUGAUAGGUGAAGAAAAAAAUGAUUAUGUUUAUAUAAUUCAGAUGAAUCUUUGUUUAUUGAAUAAUAAUAUAGAUUUCAUUAAUGCAAUAGAUCAAAAAGAUUUAUUGUUAAAAUUUGCAGAAUUAUUUAGAUAUUUAAGACCAGAUUUUGAAAUUGGAUACAAUACAGGAAGUUAUGAUUAG
Messenger RNA from Cetraspora pellucida, 294 nucleotides. Lineage: Eukaryota; Fungi; Glomeromycota; Glomeromycetes; Diversisporales; Gigasporaceae. The record is from the annotation of a GenBank genome assembly.